This is a messenger RNA of Hordeum vulgare subsp. vulgare (domesticated barley), 2525 nucleotides long. RefSeq names its product CSC1-like protein At3g54510. Gene Ontology annotation, molecular function: calcium-activated cation channel activity. The record is from RefSeq and is a predicted model, not a curated record. The coding region runs from base 96 to 2228 and encodes 710 amino acids. Gene Ontology annotation, cellular component: plasma membrane. NCBI's taxonomy places the organism in Eukaryota, Viridiplantae, Streptophyta, Magnoliopsida, Poales, Poaceae. The transcript has 10 exons.
GGCUGCGCUAUCCCCUAUAGCGGUCGGGGGAGCGGCGCUGGCGCUGGCAGUGGCGGAGGUCUGGGUCCGGCUGGGCAGCGGCGCGCGGCAGCAGCAUGGACGCGGAGGGGCUGCUGGCGUCGGCGGCGAUCAACCUGGGGCUGGCGCUGGUGGCGCUCUCCCUCUUCUCCAUGCUCAAGAAGCAGCCGGGGAACGCGCCCGUCUACCUGCCGCGGCGGAUGGCGGGCGCCGGCGGUUCCGGCGGCGGGGUGCUGCCGCUCGGCACGGGGCGGCUGACCCCCUCGUUCCGGUGGAUCCGCGCCGCGUUCGGGAUCAACGACGACGACGUGCUCCGGCGCCACGGCCUCGACGCGCUCGCCGUCAUCCGCCUCUUCAAGUUCGGGAUCAAGUGCUUCAGCGUCUGCUCGGUUGUCGGAGUGCUGGUCCUUGCGCCGGUGAACUACACCAGUGAAGGUCCAUCCGACCCCAAGAGGCAGAACUCCAUGGAGCUUUUCACCGUGUCCAACGUGCCCAAGGGCUCUGACAGGCUCUGGGUGCAUUUCUCAUGCCUGUGCUUCAUAUCCUUUUAUGUGGUGUAUUUGCUUCACAAGGAGUACAAAGAAAUGUCCCACAAAAGAAUUGAACACUUGAAGUAUCACAGGAAGAGACCUGAUCAGUUCACAAUUUUAGUUCAAGGAAUUCCGCUGUGCACAGAUCAUGGAACUUAUGGGUGUAAUGCUGAUCACUUCUUCUCAAAGCACUACCAGACUUACCAGUCAUAUCAAAUACUGCACGACAAUGGAAAUAUCGAGUCAUUACAGAAGCUGGCAUCUUCACUUGAAAAACAGAUAGAGAGGAAAAGGAAUACCAGAAGAUGCAACUUUUGGCAGUGGAUCUGGUUUAAGUUCACAACAGGACCAAUCGAUGCUCGCAGCCAGGAACAAAAACUGAAGGAAGUGCACCAGUCUAUCCGAAUCCUGCAGUGCAAAAAUAUGCUUAAACAAAAGGAGUUACCCGUAGCUUUUGUCUCAUUCAAGUCCCGGUUGGAGGCUGCCCAAGCUGCUGAAACGCAACAGCAUAUCAAUCCGCUAUCACUGGUUACACGCUAUGCUCCUGAGCCAACUGAGACGAUAUGGUCAAAUCUGGCUAUUCCUUUCUACCGUCUUGCUGCAUACAAAGUUGGAGUCUUCAUUGCUGCAUUUUUACUAACAGUGUUCUUCACAAUCCCUGUCACAGCCGUGCAAGGGAUAGUCCAAUUUGAGAAGAUUGAGAAAUGGUUCCCUCCGGCUAGAGCUGUGCGACUUAUACCAGGUUUGAGUUCUGUUGUAACUGGAUAUCUUCCAAGCAUGAUUUUGAAUGGAUUUAUCUACUUGAUUCCGUUCGCAAUGCUUGGCAUGGCUUCAUUUGAAGGGUGCAUUUCAAAAAGUCAAACGGAAAUCAAGGCAUGCAACAUGGUCUUCUACUUCUUGCUAGGAAAUGUUUUCUUCCUGAGUAUUCUUUCAGGCUCUCUGCUCCAUCAGAUAGGAGAAUCCUUCACGCACCCUAAAGAUAUUCCUAGCCGCCUCGCAAGUGCUGUGUCUGCACAGUCAGAUUUCUUCAUCACAUAUAUCUUGACCAAUGGCAUGUCAGGCUUCUCCUUCGAGGUUCUUCAGUUUGGUUUGCUUACAUGGCACUUCUUGAAGGCGCAUACUGUUGGAGAUAGUGAUGAGUCAUAUCUGUAUGGCUUCCCUUACUACAGAGUUGUGCCCAUUGCUUCCCUUGCAGUAUUGAUUGGAAUGGUGUAUGCUGUCGUUUCACCUCUUCUGCUCCCGAUUCUUGUGAUCUACUUCUUACUCGGUUAUGCCGUGUUCAUCAACCAGAUGGAAGACGUAUAUGAGAUCACGUACGACACCUGUGGGCAAUAUUGGCCCACCAUUCACCACUACAUCUUCCUCUCGGUCACACUCAUGCAAACUACAAUGAUAGGUUUGUUUGGCCUGAAGUCGAAGCCGGGAGCUUCGUUUGCCACGAUUCCCUUGCUUGCGUUGAACAUCAUGUUCAAUGAGUACUGCAAGGUCCGGUUCCUUCCAACUUUCCAAUGUCGGCCGGUCCAGAUCUGCAAGGACAACGACGACCUUGAUAAAAUCGAGGGGGAGGCGGAAUGUAGCUCGGAACAUGCUGUCAGAGCGUACACGCCGCCAUGGAUGCGUCCGACAGGGUGCUCUCCGGAAUCUAGCUCGGUGCAGCCUUUAGUCCAUUGUUUGAUAUAACGUUGUUUCUAUGGCUUGUUUCUCUACAUAAUGCGCUAGGAAAAAUUUGUAUGUCAUCGUGUGUCUGUAAGUUCUGCCGCAACAUAUUUGAGCGCUGGCAUGCAGCGUUCUGAACUUCUGAUGGAGAGGCACAUGCCUUGUUUCUGUAAUUAUUCCGUGGUUUAGUAUGUAAUUGUGCGAUUAUCCCGUGACUUGUUGCUACAACUUUACAUUGACAAUGAUCAGUUUUGUUAAGAGAAAAGUAUACUUUUCCUCCCUCAACUCUUGGUGAAGUCUAGAUUUGGUCCCUCCAUUCCG